This is a messenger RNA of Dothidotthia symphoricarpi CBS 119687, 492 nucleotides long. RefSeq lists its product as uncharacterized. The transcript is spliced from 2 exons. The record is from RefSeq and is a predicted model, not a curated record. Lineage: Eukaryota; Fungi; Ascomycota; Dothideomycetes; Pleosporales; Dothidotthiaceae. Bases 1 to 492 code for a protein of 163 amino acids.
AUGUACGGCGCGCAGUCGGGGCAGCACUCACUUCGCGGGCUUGGACAGAAAGCGAACCAGAUCCUCUUGACGCAUGGAAUGGGGGAGACGGGCGGUGAAGAACGGGCUGCGGGCUGUCACAGCCUAGGCAGUGUGGUGGAGCGUGAAGAGUCGGUCUGCCAGCUUGACGGUGUCUGCGGGCAAUGGCCGUUGGGCGCUGAGCAAACUGUCUGCUACGAGUCGCGUCUACACUUUCGCGGCCGUGGCGAGUUGGAGCAGGGUCGCGUACGGGAGAAGGCAAGAGCGAGCUUUGUAGCGGUCAAGGGCAGGCAGAGUCUGCUUACACGGCAGGUGCGGCCCAAGUUGCCCAACGUCACCGCGCCCGCUGUGGCUGGGCUGGCUCGUGGGAAGCGAGGCGAGCUCCUGUCAUCUCAACCCUGUCCAGCCCAACCCGUCUUGGCAAGCAUCCUGCGUUUGGCUGCGGUAUGGUCGGACAGUUAUCAUGUGCUCUAA